Messenger RNA from Chanos chanos (milkfish), 2217 nucleotides. RefSeq names its product GTPase IMAP family member 8-like. Gene Ontology annotation, molecular function: GTP binding. The transcript has 6 exons. Bases 1 to 2217 code for a protein of 738 amino acids. The record is from RefSeq and is a predicted model, not a curated record. Lineage: Eukaryota; Metazoa; Chordata; Actinopteri; Gonorynchiformes; Chanidae.
AUGGCAAUGCGAUUAACCUCCCUUUCUGGGAAGGAGGAACAGCUUCCUGAGUUGAGGAUUGUGCUGAUGGGAUGUGUCGGAGCUGGGAAGAGUUCAACUGGAAACACCAUUCUAGGCAAGAAGGCGUUUGAUUUGAAGAGUGCCACCAAAUGUGUGAAGAGACAGGGAGUUGUGGCAGAGAGGAGGGUCACUGUAGUUGACACCCCAGGCAGAUGGUCACAACUUCCUCUGAUCGAUACAACAAACAUAGACAAGCAGGAGAUCAUGUGCAGUGUCCUUCACUGUGAACCAGGACCACAUGCUGUCCUCCUGGUCAUUCGUGCAGAUAAAUCAUUCAAUAAAACGCUUCGAAUUGCUGUCAUGGAACACAUGGAACUGCUUGGUAAAGAAGUCUGGACGCACACAAUCUUAGUGUUCUCCCAUGGAGACUCUCUGAUAGACACAAACAUCAUUUGGUUCAUUGAGAGAGGAGGAGAGGAUCUCGAAUGGCUUGUUGAGAAAUGUGGGGACAGGUUUCAUGUUCUUAACAAUGAGAGCAGAGAUAAUCAGGCUCAGGUCACAGAGCUGCUGGAGAGGAUAGAGAAACUGGUGGAAGAAAACAACAGCAGUCAUUAUGGCAUAGAUAAAAACAUACUCAGGAUGAAAGAGUGGAGAGCAACAGAAGAGGUGAAAGCAAAAGAGAGGAUGAAGAUUGUGCAGAAACAGAGACAGACCCUCAGAUCAAAAAUAGCAGACACAGGACAUUUUCCUGAGAUGAGAAUCCUCCUGAUGGGUUACCAGUACUCUGGGAAGAGCUCUACAGGAAACACAAUCCUGGGCCAAGACACAUUUCCCUUAAAGAGAACUACUCAGUGUCUGAAACAUGAGGGAAAUGUUCAAGGGAGGCUUGUCACUGUAGUGGACACUCCAGGCCGUUGGAGACUUCAUCCUAUUCAAUUCACUCCUGAACUGUUUAAGCAGGAGAUUGUGCUCAGUGCUUCUUUUUGUCCUCCAGGACCACAUGCUAUACUCCUGCUCAUACGCUUGGACACUUCAUUCACUCAUAAAAACAGAGAACCAUUAGAGCAACACCUUGGGCUUCUUGGUGAACAUGUCUGGAGUCGCACCAUAGCAGUAUUUACAUGUGGAGACUGGCUGGGUGACACUAGUAUUGAGCAGUUCAUUGAGAGUGAAGGAGAGGCUCUCCAGUGGGUUAUUGAGAAAUGUGGGAACAGGUAUCAUGUUCUCAACAAUAAGAACAAAGAUGAUGACGCUCAGGUCACAGAACUGCUGGAGAAGAUAGAGGAGAUGGUGGCAGGAAACAAUGGUCGUCAUUAUGAGAUAGAGAGAAAUAUUUUGCAAAAGAAACAGAAUCAGCAUAAGAGUUAUUCACACCAUCUGUCAAAGCUGAGGAUUGUAUUACUGGGUUACAGAAGAGCUGGAAAGAGCUGCACAGGGAACACAGUUCUAGGCAGUGAGAUGUUUGACACAUCAAAUAUUGCUCAGUGUGUGGCUGAACAGAGAGAAGUAGCAGGGAGGCAGGUCACUGUGGUGGACACACCAGGCUGGGAUUGGGGACAGUAUGUGGAAGACAACACUGAACUGGACUGGAACAUUGUCAACAGCAAGAAGUUUUGUUCUCCAGGACCACAUGGUCUUCUCCUCGUUAUCCGUCUUUCCUUCUCAUUUAAAGAAGCAAACAGGAGAGCAGCUCAGAAAUAUCUGGAACUUCUUGGUAAAUAUGUUUGGAGUCACACAAUAGUGGUGUUCACCCAUGGAGACUGGCUUGGAGACACAAGUGUUGAGCAGUUCAUUGAGAGUGAAGGAGAGGCUCUCCAGUGGGUUAUUGAGAAAUGUGGGAACAGGUAUCAUGUUCUGAACAAUAAGAACAAAGAUGAUGACUCUCAGGUCACUGAGCUGCUGGACAAGAUUGAGCAGAUGGUGGCAAGUAAUGGUGGUCGUCAUUAUGAGAUGGACAAAGAUAUUUUCAAGAAGGUGGAAAGAAGAAUGAUCUUGAAGAGCUAUCCACAGAAAUCCAUGAAGAAGACUACAAGUUUUAAUUUUGAUCAUCCAUUCACCUCGUCUGGUUUGGAGUGUACUUCUCCUGUCAGCUCCGUGGUGACAGCAUUGCUGAGGGAGGGGACCAAUAACAGGGACAGCAAGGUGAGCUCCUCCCACAUCGAGAUUGAGCUGCAGAUGAAGGAGUCUGAAAUCCUACCAGAGGAGAAAGAAAACUAG